Messenger RNA from Entelurus aequoreus (snake pipefish), 2949 nucleotides. RefSeq names its product sushi-repeat containing protein X-linked 2 (gene srpx2). Lineage: Eukaryota; Metazoa; Chordata; Actinopteri; Syngnathiformes; Syngnathidae. The record is from RefSeq and is a predicted model, not a curated record. The transcript has 11 exons. Bases 562 to 1920 code for a protein of 452 amino acids.
UUAUGAAACCCAAGUUCUUUCGGCUUUUGUGUUUGUGUUUUUCUAAAUUUGCAAAGUCUUUCGUUUAUUGUUUUUUUUUCUUUCAGAAACUACAAGUUAUUUCAGUUUUUGUGUUUUCUGAGGUUGUAAAGUGGUUUUGUCUUUUGUUUUCUUCAAAUUUUAAUUUGUUUCGUAAAUUGUUCAAGUGUUUUAAACUUCCAGGGCACCGUAGAUCAUGUAUUUAAACAUCCCAGCACCCAAAUGUCACCUCAAAUGUUGUAAAAGUGUUUCGUCAAAUGUUGAGAGGCGUAUAAAACAUCGCCAGGAGGAGAAAGAAACAACAUCGCCCCCCAGCGGCCAUCAACUCGUCACUCAUCCAGGAGAAGUUAGCCUCGCCAAAGAGCUGCCGAGACAAGACCGACAAGUCCAGUUUCCAGCACCUGGGACUAUUGCAAGUAGUUUAGCUGACAUCUGGAAAGGUUUUGUGGAACUUCUCCUCGUUAGAGUGUGACGUGGGAAGUCCACGCGAACCUGCGCACAACUUUCUCUUCGCAGCUGCCGAGUCAUCUUUUGUGGACGAAUAUGAGCCCGAGGAGCCUGCUGGUCUUCUUGUCCUGGUCCUGGUUCUUCUACCUCACAGCAGUGAGUGGAAGCACAGACUCCGGUGACGUGGCAGAGGAGGACCACACCACUCAUGUAGACUAUGACAGCAUAUACUGGUGUCACUCUCCACGCCUGACCAAUGGCGAGGCCACCUGCCACUCCCCCAGGGGCCGAUCCUACCGGACCACCCAGGGCACACGCUGCAACAUGCGCUGCGACCGCGGCUACCGCCUGUCGGGCAGCAGCUCCAUCCAAUGCAGGGCCGACCGCCGCUGGUCCGGGACGUCCAUGUGUCGCAAGAUUCGCUGCCCCGUGUUGCCGCUCAUCCCGCACGGCAGGUACACCUGCACCCAAGGCUUUGUGGUGGACUCCAGGUGCGACUUCACCUGCUCCCCCGGCCACCGCAUCGAGGGGGAGCACUCGCGCACCUGUCAGCACGGGGGGGCUUGGAGCGGGGCGCAGCCCAUUUGUUCAGACACGGAACCUCCAAAAAUCAAGUGUCCGCAAUCCAGAAUCAAGUUCGCCGACCCUGGAAAACUGACUGCCAGGGUGAGCUGGGAUGCCCCGCUGGCCACAGACACAGCUGACAAAGUCCUGGAUGUGAUUCUAGUGGGCCAGCAGCCAGACAGCGACUUCAGCGAGGGAGCUAACGUCAUCCGCUACAAAGUCUUUGACCAAGCCAGAAACAGAGCUGCCUGCAAGUUUAUCAUCCGGGUUGAGGUGAGGAGAUGCCCCGCCCUGCCCCCGCCUUUGCACGGCUCCCUGGCCUGCACCUCCGACCUCACCAACCACGGCGCCACCUGCGAGUACCACUGUGAUGGCGGCUACGAGCGUGGGGGCGUGUCCAGUCGAAGGUGCCAGUUUGACCGCAGCUGGAGCGACGAGGCCGCACAGUGCGUUGCCAUGGCGAUCAAGUCCGACGUGAAAACGGCGUCGGCUCUGCUGGCUCAGUUUUUCCAGAAGAGGCGCCUCCUGGUGGUGUCUGCACCCGACAUCACCGACGUCGACUACGAGAUGCAGAACUUUAUGAUACAAAAAAGCCAGUGUGGACUGGAACUGCGACACGUGACGCUCGUGGAGCUGCUGGGAUCCUCGCCCAACCACACCGGACACAUCAAGGACAAACAUUUGACCUCACAAGUCGUCGACGAGUUGAGGCAAACAUUCCGCAUCUCCACUUCUUACUUCAGCAUGGUGCUGGUGGACAAGCAGGGGCUUGACCGGGAGCGCUUCAUCAUCCCCAUGCCGGAGGAGGAGCUCUUCUCCUACAUUGACAGCUUUGAGCUGGAUGAGGAGGAGCGAGAGAAGCUGGAGCUGCACAAACAUCUCUGUGACUAAGUCAAACAUCUCUGUGACUAAGUCAAACAUCUCUGUGACUAAGUCAAACAUCUCUGUGACUACCGUAUUUCCUUGAAUAGCCGCCGGGGCGCUAAUUAAUUUAGAACCUCUUCUCACUCCUGCGUUUACCAAAAGCAUGCGGGAUUGGCAAGCAUGCGCUAAUUAUUUUAAAAACUCUUCUCACUCCUGCGUUUACCAAAAGCAUGCGGGAUUGGUAAGCAUGCGCUAAUUAUUUUAAAACCUCUUCUCACUCCUGCGUUUACCAAAAGCAUGCGGGAUUGGCAAGCAUGCGCUAAUUAUUUUAAAACCUCUUCUCACUCCGGCGCUUACCUUACUAUGAAAAUCACAUUUAAUAAAAAAACAUUAUUAUGGUCUUACCUUUAGGUAUAAAUGAGUCCAUGCGCAGCUCCUAUAGAAGUCUUCCUUAUCUUUCUUCAGUUUUAAAAGUCUCUCUGUCUCGAUGGAGAUCUUCCUUUAAUUAUUAUCUCCUGCUUCCAUUGAAAGUCCAGUUUAGAAAACUGUUUUAUUUUAGAUAUGUAAUCCUCCAUGGUAAAAGUGCAAGCAAACAAUGGGUGCUCACUCUUGCUGCGUGUUGUCUUCUUCUGCAGUACCAGUAAUCGCAAGAAGGAUCACUAGCGCCCUCUACCACCAGGAGGCGGAAGUCAUUUAAUGACUCAUAUUUGACCCGGCGGAAGUGCCAAGCAUGCGCUAAUUAUUUUGCGAAACGAGUUUGACCCGGCUGUAAUUCUAGGCAGGCGAAUACUAUAUUCCCGGCGGCAAUUCAAGGAAAUACGGUAAGUCAAACAUCUCUGUGACUAAGUCAAACAUCUCUGUGACUAAGUCAGACAUCUCUGUGACUAAGUCAAACAUCUCUGUGACUAAGUCAAACAUCUCUGUGACUAAGUCAGACAUCUCUGUGACUAAGUCAAACAUCUCUGUGACUAAGUCAAACAUCUCUGUGACUAAGUCAGACAUCUCUGUGACUAAGUCAGACAUCUCUGUGACGAAGUCAAACAUCUCUGUGACGAA